UACGUGUUAAGCCAAAAUCCAGUAUACACGUAUCAUACUCCUUAACGAACAACACACCUUUACAUCCAUUAAAUUUGCUAAAUACAUUUUGUAAGAAAGUGGAAAGCUAACAUUAAAGAUACUGUUGUUAAUUCAAUAUACAAAGAAACAUGGCUGAUGAUGAAUUUAAUGAGCUGUGGAUGUUUAAAAAUAAAAAAGCGAGUGUGGCUGCAUACAGGAGCAUUCACCCGUGUCAAUAUGUCUACAAACGUCCUGACUCGAAUCUAACGAAAUUCCUGAUAUCCUUAGGAGAGCGAAUUUAUCCUCGUAAAAGCUCUUCGCUUGAGUCUGAAGAAGUUGCGGAUAAAAAAGAAAGUGUUCGAACCAGUUCGCCAUCAGAUACAGGUUCACCUUACAGAACGAGCCUGAAAAAAUCUAGCACUGAGUCUCGACGAUUUAGUAAUACAAAAAAAUCUAGCACUGACUUUAGAAGGCACAGCAUUACUAAAAAAUCCAGCGAUGAUAUAAAGGGGAUUGACAUAGAGAAUAAAUUAAGUAGUGAUUCCAGAAGAAUUACUGCAAAGAAGCCACUGGAUCGAAAAUCCCAUGGCACUAAAAGGCCAAGCUUUGAAUCUGCACGACUUAGUGAUGUUGACUGUAGGCCUAUUGAAGAAAUCUAUAGACAUGCUAAAGAUAGGUCACCUACAAAAAGAUGUGGGUCUCCUGGAAGAGCUAUAUAUUCUCCGAGAAAAUCAAUCUCCCCACUAGACAGAGCGUCAUCUCCACAAGGUAAAGGAGGCUCUCCUGGAAAGGACGGCUCUCUUCUUGAUAAAGAAGGAUCUCCAGGUAGAAUUGGUUCUCCGAGAAGCUCUUGGUGUCCUUCUGGAAAAGCAGAAUCUCCCAGGAAAAACUCACGGUCGCCUACAGGAACUAUCAGUACAAAAUCAAGAAGUCUUAGUUUAACAGAUGAAAUUUCAAGAUAUUACCACCGUAAGAGGAAAUUAGUUGGAAGCAUGCCAGGACUAGAUGAGUUUGAAUCAUUAGAUUCCAUUGAUUUCUCAAUUACUGAACUGCGUUUUGCUGACCCAAAUGUACAUACAGUUUUUGAAAAAGUGCAGCCAACUAUUAAGGGAGUGGAAGAAUCAGUAGUUCCUGUGCAGCAUGAUUUUAAAUUAAAGGUAAUCCAGUUGAAACACGAUAAUGACGACAAUGUUUAUUUUGGUGUAAUCGAUUCCGAGGAAGAGUCAGAAGAAUCUGACGAGGAAAGUGUAAUCACAGAAAACGAAGAAUUAGUACUUAGCGAUUCGUCAAAUGAAGAACAUCCCAGUCCAAAUCAUUAUUACUACAAAAAAUUCAAUAUCCCUACCUAUAAAAAAAAUGUUUUUAUCGCUGAGAACCAUUACAGUGAGUGGUUAAAAGAGCAAUCGAUAAAAAAUUAUAGACAGUUGUUUAACAUAAAAGAAAAAUCGCAUUGUAAAUAUGAUACAGAACAUAAUCUGGAAGAGAAGAAGAAAGAAAUGUUUACUAAAAACAAACAAACAAAUCAAGGAGAAGGAUAUACAAAUUUACGAAAUCAACACGAUCUGAAAUACAAAUAUAUACCAGUGAUAGCACGUUGUGAUAGAAUUGCCGGCCGUGAUUUAGAUGAACUUUAUUUGGCUGAAUUGACUCUUGCUCUUAGGGAAGCUCAAAAAGCUGCAUUACGAGGCCAAGGAGUUAAGCGUGAAACACCGAAGCAAAAGAAAAUGUUAGCUAAACUAAUGAAGAUAUUUAAGUACGAGACAGAUUCCCCAAUGUUGUCAUGUACGACUGCAAGUGCAUCGCACACUAAACUCAAAGCAAAGGAAAAAAUAAUAAAUCGGAGAUUUGAAGCAAAACAAGAAUCACUAACAACUUUCAAGGAACAGAUUCAUAACUACUUGUUUAACAGAAUAUAUUCCGAAGGUCUUGAUGAUUUUUAUGAGGAAGAAUUAAAUAAACGCGAUGCAGGUCUCAUGAUGGACCCAGAUGAUAAAUUUUCAUAUUCUUCAUUAUUGUAUGAACCCCGUUAUGAAGAGCCAAAAAGAUAUCACAGUUAUCUUUAUAGACGUUUAAUAGUCGGCAGAGAUUUUAGCAAUGUGCCUUCAAAAACUAUAAAGGGCUUGGAAAAUCUCGGCAUUCUCUAUGAAUCCACGUUAUACGAUCCUCCGAAGGACGGAAUGUACAGGGGGAAACCAAUUGUCGAAGUUAAGAAAAAUUUUGACUCGCUGCCAUCCAUGAAAACUGGUUUUCCAAAAAGAAAAGCCAAGAAAUCCAUACUUAUUCAUUUAGAACCUGAAACAGAUGAUGCCAAUACUCCUUCGUCACCCCAACCGUCGAAAAAGAAAAAAAUCGUUGGUGGCUUGAAAUCCCAUAGGGAUAGUCUUAAGAAGAAACAAAAACCCAAAAAAAUGAAAGGGGAGAAAGGUGAUAAAGAUGCGGAUGGCAAGCCUUUAAAUAAAGACAAAAGCAGAUCAGACGAAGACAAUUCUAAAUUAUCAGAAAACAUUAAACCAUCUGAAAAUGGUACGGAUAAGAUAAAUCUGGAAGCUGCUGGAAGCAUGGAAAAUCUUACUAAAGGAAAUGACAAGACCGUCUUAAAGGGCAGCCCUGAAAAGGUGAUUCCUGAAGUACAACGCAAAUCGAUAAAAAUUUUAUCACCAUUAAAAAAAAAAUCUAUAUAUGAUGACAGACAAGAUGUUAUUGGAAGUGAAGAAAUUCAUAAAUUGAAAUCCGCAUUAAAAGGAUCCCCAUCACCUGACAAAAAAAUGUCAUUUUACAAAAAUAAAAAUAAAAGUGUCGACGGAUCAUUUAAAGGAUUACCAAUGGAUAUGGAUAGGUCUUCAAGGCCAGAGAGACCGAAAAACUUCACAGAUAAAAUGAGAGCUGCCGUAAGCCAAGAAGUAAAACCGCCCAUAAUAAUUGAAUUUGAUCCUGUUGCAAAUGGAGCUAUAACAAAAUCAAUGGAGCAAUUUGCAACAUACUACAAUACACCGCUUAAUGAGAUGUCCCGUCUUGCAGACGGAGUGAUAUUAAUAGAGCCCGAUGAGAAAAGAAUUGAGACAAAGCUGAGGAAAUCUACAACAAGGCGGCAAACCGAAGAAUCCCAAUUUUCAAAAUCAUCACCAAGGAGAAGUGACGAUUCAGUUUCAAUGAAAAGAAGCAUUAUGAGCAAAGAUUAAAUUUAUUUAAAUAGGCUGUAUUUAUUUAGUACAGCUAAUUGAAAUUUAAGAGCCCAAUCGACUCUUCAAAUGGUUUUUACAUUCUCAAUUUCUUUUAAAAAUAUGAAAAGCAAACACUGAUGGGCGCCAAAAAUUACAUUGAAGUUGAGACCUACUUUUUAAUUUACCUACAAUUAAACAAUUACAAUUUACAAGACAAGUAUACAACUACUACUUGGUAAACAAUAAA
This is a messenger RNA of Cimex lectularius (bed bug), 3408 nucleotides long. RefSeq lists its product as uncharacterized. The transcript has 3 exons. The coding region runs from base 150 to 3179 and encodes 1009 amino acids. Lineage: Eukaryota; Metazoa; Arthropoda; Insecta; Hemiptera; Cimicidae. The record is from RefSeq and is a predicted model, not a curated record.